This is a messenger RNA of Porites lobata, 1905 nucleotides long. The record is from the annotation of a GenBank genome assembly. Lineage: Eukaryota; Metazoa; Cnidaria; Anthozoa; Scleractinia; Poritidae.
AUGAGCGACCGAUUUGAAACCCUGAAAACGCGAUAUCGUGAUAUUGACAGAAGAACACAGAACGAAAGCAGAAAAACAAAAUACUUUCCAGCAGUAGGCGAGAGAAUGAAUCCCGAAGAGCGUGUUGAGCCAGAAAGAUUUUCUAACAACACCAGCGAAAUGAAAGUUAUAGAAGGCUUGGAAGGGAUCUUACCACUCAGUACAAAUGAAUCAUGCGUCAGACCUAGCAUUAUUGGCGACAACCACAGUCCGAAUGCUGAGAAUCUUUAUUCUUUUCCAGGUGGGUCAUCAAUAAAGAGUUUUCGGGAAAGGGAUGGUUAUUUCUCAGGCAAAUUGUUGCACAAACAAACUUCUGAGGAAGGAGGCGAGAACGAAAGAAAUUGUGAGAAAACUACUUCACACAGUAGAGAAAAAGAGAAUCAAGAAUGGAUGCCACAAUCACAGCCAUGGACAAUGCAGAAACAGACAAUCAGUAGGAUGGAAGAUGGAAAUAAAGACACUCAAGAUGAAGAAUUCGAGAAAAGGGUGUAUGACCGUUGGUUCAAGCACCUGUUUGAGACAGUAAACGAACCAAAAACCAAAGCUUGCAUGAAACCUGUAACUAAAUUCAAAGACACGGAAAAAGUGCAAAGCCAUGAUAUCGUGGGAGGAUUUGAUUUUGUCCCUGCUUUAAGAUGUCGAGGUUGGCCGAAGAUUGCACAAGAUUGGAUUAAACAAGUGCGUAAGUGGCCUUCGCCUCAAAUUGUUGAUAGGAUUGUUCAAGAAGGGUUCCACUUGGUGGUAAAGCCGCCCAAAGUUGGUGGCCAUCCCGAAUACGACUUCAGAUUAUCAUUUUCUCACGCAGAAUACCUACUAAGUCAGGAGAUGAACAGUGUGCAGCGAGACUGCUACCGUUGCAUGAAGAAAUUUCAUCGAGCCUAUCUUUCUACUGCUCCAGAGGGUUUGGUCACUUUUCACCUGAAAAACCUACUUCUAAAAACACUUGAGGAAACUGAUCCCGGAAUGUGGACUGAAAGCAACAGAGUGUUUUGCUUGAUGAAGCUGUUUGAAAACCUUUUGCAAGCCCUUUUAAAGAAACAUUUGCCACACUUCUUUGUGAGAUCGUACAAUCUGUUUGGCGAAGAUUAUAUUGAAAACUCCGAGACCCUGGAAUCCUUGGCCGAAAGAGUUGAACGUAUUCUGGAACGGCCUGUGCGAUUUACAAGAGAGUUGCUUCGUCAUCAAGAAGAAGAACAGAAAGGUGGUAUAAAAAAGAAAUACAUUCCAAGUAACAAAUCAGUUGCAUCUGCAAAUCCUCUUACAGAAGUAGAACAACGAAAAAAAGAGGACAGUCUACCAAAACAAGAAAAGAAGAAGACGACUAGUCAAAGCAGCACUGGUAAAAGCUCAAGUCUUCGCUACCACGACAUGAAAGAGAUGUUCGUAGCAACUAGCAAUGAGUUGCUCGAUAUGGCUUUUAACAAAGCUGCUGAAACUGGCAGUUUAGAAGCCCUCGAUCCUCUAGAAAGGUCCCUAGUGGAAGAUCUCAGAGAGAUUAAUAAGAAACAUGGAAUCCCUGCGGUUGUAUUUCCCAUGAUGUUUGAAGGUGAAUGCUGGGACAUGGCGUAUUGCAGGGUUUGGAUCAACACUGACCCGAGAAUGAGGCAUCGUAUGCUUGAUGGUAUCAAGAGCGUUAUUGAGAUGUGGAAGUACAUUUUACAACAAGACGACUUUGGGACCGGAAAUGAGGAGGCGAUAUUCAGACAAAUGGUUGAUCCAUCUUCUGCAAACCCUUUCGACUUGAGCCAUGUUCUGCCAGCUGGUGCAGGGACGCAGUAUCUUACCAGGAUCGUCAACAACGUGAAGCCGAGGCCAUAUCAUCGGCCACAAGAUACACCCUGUACAGAUGAUAUUCCUUUAGACUGA